AAAAAUCCGAUCGUCGGAACCUAUAUAUUUGACAGAUAUUCGUUAUUGUUCCGAAGAAAUUAUUAAAAAAUUGCAAUACAAUGGGCCCAUAUCUUUCGAAGUUAGCAGCCCUGUUCGGGGAGUGGGGAAAUACAGAGGCGAAGAUAAUUAUGCUUGGCUUGGAUGCUGCAGGUAAGACGACAGUCCUGUACAAACUGAAGUUGAACGAGACUGUCACCACUAUUCCGACCAUAGGGUUCAACGUGGAGACGGUAGCCCCAGUUAAGGGCCUCUCCUUCACGGUCUGGGACGUGGGCGGUCAGGAGAAGAUCCGGCAGCUCUGGGGGCACUAUUUCCAGCACUCCGAUGGCCUGAUCUAUGUGGUGGACAGCAAUGAUCGAGAGCGCAUGCAGGAAGCCCAGGAUGAGUUGUUCGGGAUUAUCGACAGCGACGCCAUGAGAGGCGUGCCGGUGGUUGUGCUCGCCAACAAACAGGAUCUGCCCAAUUCAUUAAACACGUCCAAGAUAGUAGAAUACCUCAAUCUCAACAAAUUAUCAGACCGAAAGUGGUACGUUCAGGGCACGAACGCUAUCACCGGGGACGGCAUAUACGAGGCCAUGGACCAGUUGGCAUCUUUAGUGAAGGUCUUCAAAAGAACGCGAUCGCAUUGAUGACUCAGAAUACACGGAUAGUAUCGAAAUAGGAUGUGACUCAUAAUGAGCGCCGGAAACUGAGUGGGUGCUGUUUCUGAUGGAUUUUUUACCGGGAAUAUAUAAUUGAUAAUACGUGACUUGUCAAUCCAUUAUUUUGUUGGCUUGGAUAUCAGUUACAAAAGAUGCCACUUGUACGGUGUAUAAUUUAAUCUAUUUAUUUUAAAUAAUAAGAGUAGCAUCAAUCGUCAAAUGAAACGGCAAUGCAGCCGUUUUUUGUCGCCAGCAAAGCAUGUGCAUGUUUUUAACAGUACUCAUGCAACUGAGUACUUAUGUCGCGUUUUAUCGUGAUCGUCUCAAAAUGAAGCUAAGUUAUUGGUAGAGCACGAGUAAUUAUCUGUAAAAGAUCGAUAGCUGUAUUGUUCGAAU
Molecule: messenger RNA, 1058 nt
Organism: Dreissena polymorpha
Lineage: Eukaryota; Metazoa; Mollusca; Bivalvia; Myida; Dreissenidae
Product: ADP-ribosylation factor 3-like
Exons: 4
Coding region: 81-650 (189 amino acids)
Biological process (GO): intracellular protein transport; vesicle-mediated transport
Cellular component (GO): cytoplasm; plasma membrane
Molecular function (GO): GTPase activity; GTP binding
Source: RefSeq, a predicted model, not a curated record